This is a messenger RNA of Argentina anserina (silverweed cinquefoil), 2873 nucleotides long. RefSeq lists its product as uncharacterized. Gene Ontology annotation, molecular function: protein binding. The record is from RefSeq and is a predicted model, not a curated record. NCBI's taxonomy places the organism in Eukaryota, Viridiplantae, Streptophyta, Magnoliopsida, Rosales, Rosaceae. The coding region runs from base 265 to 2397 and encodes 710 amino acids. The transcript is spliced from 8 exons.
CAUAUUUCUGCCUAGUGCUUCUUUGCUUCCUCGAGAGAGAGCGAAGAGGGAAAGCUCCCAACUAUUUGCCCAUGGCUGCUUCGAUCUCUGCCCUCCUCUUCACUGCCCAACAAUUCUCAUAGACCCUCCUCCCUCACCCAUUUAACCUUACUCAACUGGGGUUGCUUGUCUGGAGGGGGAUAUAGAUUUCCUGGGGAAGGCUGUGUUGGGGGGUUUAUAAUGCUGGUCUGUUGAUGUGGGAUUUCAUGGGUUGAGCUACUUGAAAUGAAUACAAUGGGGAGCCUUAGUGAAGAUGAAUUCGGGUUUUUCGAUGCCCGGGAGGAUGUUGCAUCAGUGUCUGAUGCGAGUGGUGAGAGUAGUGAGGUGUUGGAUGCGAGUUCAAGUGCUGUGAGUUGGGUGAGGGAUAGUUUUCCUUACGAUGUGUGGGUGAGGAGCCCCGGGAGUGUGAAGGAGCGUCGUGUUAGGUUUCUGGAUUGGAUGGAAGUUAGUGCAGGUCAAAUUGUGAGGGAGAAUUUGGUGGAAGUGUGUAGUGAUGUGUCGGGGGAGAUAGGUAGAGUUAGAGAGAGUAGUGGGGCUGUGUUGAGAUCCUUAUCUUUUGAAGGUGAGUUUUCUUCAAGUCGGUCUUCAAUGUCAUUCUGGGCUAAUGAAUUCAGGGAUGGGAAUUUGAGUGGGAGAAUGGAGUUUAAUGGAGAUGAAGUAGGGCAGGAUGGGAGGAUCAGUGGAGGUCGAGAAGUUACUGAAGAGUCUGAGCGUGCUUCAUUCUCAUCGUCUUCUUUGUCUCAUCAACUGAGUGAAAGGCGAACUGAAGAGAUUAGUGGUAAGGAGACGGUACUGAGGAGAGUUAAGAAGAAGUGGUUGAGUAGAUUGCGGUCCAUGGCAUGCCUUGAUGAGAAGCCAGGGGUUGCUGACAGGUCGCCGGAGAAUGAUGAUGAUAUAAUUAUGGGGAUAAGAUCUCACAGAAUGAAGGUUCGUCAUUCCAGGAAGCGGUUGAAAGAACUCUCAGCUCUUUACAUGGGGCAGGAUAUCCAGGCCCAUGAGGGUUCAAUUUCUGCCAUGAAAUUUAGUCCUGAUGGACAGUACCUAGCAAGUGCUGGUGAAGAUGGGAUUGUGCGAGUCUGGCAAGUGGUAGAGAAUCAGAGGUGCAAUGAACUUGACAUCCCCGAGAUUGAUCCGUCCUGCAUAUACUUCACCGUAAAUCAUCUCUCAGAACUGAAUCCACUAUUUGAGGAUAAAGAGAAAGUGAGUAAAGCACGUAGCAUGAGGAAAACAUCAGAUUCAGCAUGUAUUAUCUUUCCCCCUAAACUCUUUCGGAUAGUUGAUAAACCAUUGCAUGAGUUUCAUGGGCAUGCUGGUGAAAUUUUGGCACUCUCCUGGUCUAGGAACAAUUAUCUACUGUCGUCUUCUGUUGACAAAACUGUUCGUCUAUGGCAAGUGGGAUGCACUGAUUGCCUUAAAGUCUUUGCACAUAGUAAUUAUGUGACCUGUGUUGAAUUCAAUCCUGUGGAUGAAAAUUACUUCAUCAGUGGUUCAAUAGAUGGCAAAGUUCGCAUUUGGGGAAUUCCUUGCUGUCAAGUAGUUGAUUAUAGUGAUGUACGAGAUAUAGUUUCUGCGGUGUGCUAUCGCCCUGAUGGGCAGGGAGCUAUUGUAGGGUCGAUGACGGGCAUAUGUACCUUUUAUAAUAUAUCAGAUAAUCAUCUGCAAAUGGAUGCUGAAAUAUGUUUGUACAGUAAAAAGAAGGCUCCCUGCAAAAAGAUAACAGGCUUUGAGUUUUUCCCACAAGAUCCUAGCAAGGUAAUGGUCACUUGCGCCGAUUCACAAGUGAGGAUCCUUCAUGGUCUGAAUGUGGUUGGAAAAUACAAGGGAUUACGGAAUGCAGCUAACCUGCGAUCUGCGACUUUUACUUCAGAUGGGAAACAUAUAAUAUCAGCAAGUGAGGAUUCUAAUGUAUAUAUAUGGAACUGCAGUGAUCAGGAGAAAGGUUUUCUCUCUCAAGUAAAAAAGACUAAAUCAUGUGAGCGGUUCACCAUGGAUGCUUCAGUAGCAAUACCGUGGUCUGGUUUGAAAUGUGAGGCCUUACAAAAUGAAGGGAAGUUUGGUGUUGUGGAAAAUAAUUGUCCAGAAACUCUUCCUUUUUCUUCACCUGCCUGCUUUUCUCUGAGCCAAGAAUCUUUCCUCGAGUCUAUUCCUAAAGGAUCUGCGACUUGGCCUGAGGAGAAGCUUCCUACAUCAAGCCCCCUGACAAAGUCAUCCACAAUGCACAGAUCCGAGUACAAGUUUUUCAGAACUUCAUGCCAGAGCACAUCAAGUUCCCAUGCAUGGGGUCUGGUUAUUGUGACUGCUGGUUGGGAUGGAAGGAUCAAAUCAUUCCACAAUUAUGGGUUGCCGGUACCAAUUUGAUACAAAAGUUGCUCUACCAUGGUUUCAAAGAAUUGUUUCCUAUCCCAUUUGCAGGACAGGAUUGACAUUGCGCUCAUCAUCCCAGUACAAUGAUCAUAUUUAAUGGAUUGAUGAGCAUCAAUUGCCACUGGAGGUCCAGGUUGACUACUCUAGCAGGCAUGUGCACAAUAGUUGGACUUGAGUAUUUGCUUCUUCAAUGGGUCCCUACUCAGAUUUCAGAGGUGACUGCGACUGAUUUAUGUCCUGACAAGUGGCAGUGAUUCGAUGGUUGCAAGAUAAUCCGUUUCGGAAUGAGCAAGUGGCUUAAUAGAGGCUCCGUGGGAUGUUUUUGGCUUGCCGGUUUGCUGUGGAAGCCAUUUGCUAGGAGAGUUCAUCUAGAGAUAUCAUCCCUGUAUAAUGCAGGUGCUCUGUGGGCCUUGUAGAACUUCUUUUGUUCUCUGAGAUUUGAUAGGGGAAUCACGAGCUGGUGGCUGGAA